AUGGCUUCUCAAUCAUCAGUAGUAAUAUUCAUGAUGAUGAAAUAUUACCUUCUUGCCAUUCUUCUUCUGUGUAUGCUGCACAUGAGAUGCUCUACAGCCCAAGUAGCUGGAUAUAUUGGAAAGGAGAAGGAUGCUCUCGUUGCCCUCAAGAACAGUUUCAACUAUCCGUACCUAAACACUAACUGGACGGGCCCUCCUUGCUUCAAAAGUGAGCCCUCAACUUGGUACGGGAUUCAAUGUACUGGUUUCAAUGACAUUGGCCACGUGACUGGAAUUGUGUUGAAAAAUAUGCCACUGAACAGAAGCAUCGACAUCUUCGCUUUCACCGACUUGGCUGAGUUGUCUGCCCUAACCUUGAAGAACAACUCUCUGUGGGGAAACAUGAUGGAUUUUUCCCUCAAUCCGAAGCUGACGCAUAUCGAUCUUUCGGGCAACAUGUUCCGUGGGCAAAUUUCACCGUCGCUUUUGAGCCUUGGGACAUUGGAGUCAUUGCAGCUUCAGGAUAAUGGAUUCAGCGGUCCAAUUCCUUGGUUGAACCAGUUAACCUUAAAAAUAUUCAAUGUCUCAAACAACAAUGUCAAUGGAUCGAUUCCGAUGACUCAAGCUCUCCAAGCAUUUGGCUACGAUUCGUAUUCUGGCAACCCAGGGUUGUGCGGCAAGCCUUCUCCCAUUGCUUGCAACUCUUCUAGCAUUGAUGACAACCCAGGCACAGCUGAUUCAGUUGAUAAAACUCCCAAGAAUAGGAAUAAGUUCAGUUCGUACUUGUUUCUUUUGGAUGUUGCUGGUCUUGUUGUUCUAAUUUUGCUUUUCAUUCUAUAUUACAAGAAAUCGCAUAAGCUGAAGAAGAUGUUCAAGGAAUUUGAGAAAACUAAAUCAUCAGCAUCAAUGAUCAAUAAUAAUAUUGAUCAGGAGGAAAAAAAUGAUGUUGGCGACGAUAGAACGAAGACAGAAGGUCACCGGGAUCCAAUAACGAGACCCAACGCCGCAGCACAAGAACAUCAAACUAAGAGAGAUCAUCAAAUAUUUGAGAUGGAAGAUCUGCUAAAAGCCUCUGCCGUAGGGUUGGGUAAGGGAAUUUUUGGAAAUAGCUAUAAAGCAGAGAUCACCACGACCAAUAACGCCGUGGCGGGGGGCAGGCAAGUUAAGCAAGCCGUGGUUGUUAAGCGGCUGAGGGAUCUGAAGCCACUAGUUAACGAGGAAUUUACAGAGCCGUUGCAGCUGAUUGCCAAUCUGAAGCACCCCAAUUUGCUGCCUCUUCUUGCUUACUACUUGUCCAAGGAUGAAAAGUUGCUGCUGUAUAAAUACGUUCCCAACGGAAAUUUGUUUAACCGAAUGUUUGGAGAAAGAGGCCCGGAUCGCAUUCCAUUUCGAUGGAGCUCAAGGCUAUCAGUUGCUCAAGGUGUUGCCCAAGCACUGGAGUAUCUCCACCUCAAAGCGACAUCGUCAGCUCAAAGCAGCAGCAGCAGCACUGCUCCUCAUGGAAACCUAAAGUCGUCAAACGUUCUUCUUGACGAGGACGAUAGGGUUCUUGUUUCUGAUUAUGGCUUCACUUCGCUCGUUGCACUUCCAAUUGCAGCUCAGGGUAUGAUGUCGUACAAAUCACCUGAGUACCAAAAGACCAAGACAGUUUCAAAGGAGUCUGACGUUUGGAGCUACGGAAGCCUUGUUUUGGAGCUCUUGACGGGAAAAAUCUCAGCUUGCGCAGCCCCACCAGGUGUGAAUGGCAUAAAUCUCUGCAGUUGGGUUCACCGAGCAGUUAGGGAGGAAUGGACGGCUGAAAUAUUUGAUAUGGAAUUAACACUAGUGCGCAGAAGAGCCAACAGUGGGAUGCUUAGACUGCUACAAAUUGCAAUGCGUUGCUGUGAUCCGUUGCCGGAGAAGCGACCGAAAAUGAAGGAAGUGGUGAGAGAGGUGGAAAGUAUAAGACUUCCUCAAUCAGACGUAGAUGAGGAUGAAGACUUGUCAUUGGAUCCGUCCUUAACCGAUGAUUCCCUGUCAUGGACUGCCCCCCCUGCAAGAGGGACAGCUGGUGGCAAGCCACGGCCAUCCACCCCUUCCGGGACCCAGAGACGCUAUAAGGAAUUUCACCCCGUCCCUGGCCCUCAUCGCUUGAUUCACCAACGACAGGAAUCGAACCCAGGAUCUCCCGUUUACAUAGGGCCUGGGAAACGCCCUUACCACUGGGCCAACCCGUGA
Messenger RNA from Prunus armeniaca (apricot), 2196 nucleotides. Lineage: Eukaryota; Viridiplantae; Streptophyta; Magnoliopsida; Rosales; Rosaceae. The record is from the annotation of a GenBank genome assembly.